GCGUGUGCGGGCUCGUGCUGGCGGUCUGCAAGAUGGACGACUUGAGACCGAUUUUGGAUUUGCCAUUCGGUGAUUGGGAGCUGUUCAAGAUGCUGAUAUUGAAUCUGCGAGACUUGGAGGCGAGUUUACCGACCAGCGCGCCAACUGUUGCGGUGAUACCAGAAAUGUCGGGAGACGUGGAAACUGAACCAGUGAAGCCCAGACCCGUGAUAGAACAUCAGAGGAGUCGUCCCAGUAAUGUCGAAAAACAGCCAUAUACGGAAUAUCAGGUAACACUGGAAGAGCAGAUGAUAUGUGGCGCGCUCCAGACUCUGAACGAGGAAGCCAUGGAGGACGUGUUGCACUCGGAGCCCGCGCACCCAGGCCAGGAGUGCGAGAUGUCUGCGAGGGCCGUGCCUCGCGGCGCGUCGUGGGCCGGGUCCGUGCCGCCCUCGCCCGGGCCCAGUCCCCGCGCCAAGGGCGGCAGCCUCCGUGCCCGACGCUUCGCUCACGACCCGCCCGUGGUCACCUUCAAGGUUGAGAACGAGGAGGACUCUGACGAAGGCCACAUCACGUUCUCGGCGCCGGCUCGCUCGCGCCGCGCCGCCUCCCGGCCCUCCUCGCUGCUGCUCGCGGACGACGCGCCCGACCUCGCCGAUCUCUCUUCCCGCUCCAAAUCGGUGGAAGAUUCCAUUCGCAACAGUUCGCCCGUCGUCGACCUCAAAUUGCGCAACCUCCGGCGGACCGCGGACAUGAUCCGCAAGGUGGGCUCGGCCGAGAGACUCUCGCGGUUCAAAGACAAGAUCCUGUCACUGAACGGGUCCCGCGAGCGCAGCCCGCCAGACGACGGCGCCGCGCUCAGCGACGACGAGUCCAUGCCGCUGGUGACGUCACCCGCCGUCAGCGCCGCCUCCGACCUGCUGGCCAGCAGCGCCUCCUCCGCCCACUGCCGCACGACCCUCGGCGUGGAGUGCGGCGACAGGAGCCUCCAGGACAUCACGGCCAGCUCCGACUUCUCGCCGCGUUCAGACUUAACUGACUUAGAAUCUCCUCGAGGAAGUACGGAUUUCGAUCUGCUUCCUGAAAGUAAGCAUGCCACCACUCCUCUCAAACCCAAGGUCGGCAUGGUGAGGGAAGAAAGCGAUGGCUCAAUUUCGAACAUGGUGGAACCGUAUAAUAUGCGUCUGUUCGCUCACGGGACCUCUGAAGGUUUGCGGUCGCUGUGGAGACAGGACGCCUUGGACUCGGGGCCGCCCUGGCCCUGGGACGAACCGGAUUCCGCCGUAUGAUUUUGAUGUGAUUUUCAUUUGGGAUCAGCAUAUUAAUCUGUUAGACUCGUCAUUUUAUUCGGAGAUCAUGAUGGGAUUAGUAGUUAUCGUGAAGUGUUGAAGGAAUUAAUUAUGAUAUUGAAAAUUGAUAUUCAUAUGGAAUAUUAUCAAGUGAUGUAAGCGUUAUAAGCCAUCUAUCAUCAGCUGAUAUUAUUAACAUACUUGUGUAUUUAUUUUAUAAUGAUUUAGUUAUGUAGUUACUGCAAUCGUGUCGACAAAUACUUAGUGUAUGGAAUUUCCUAGACUCAAUAUAUCACACAUUUUUA
This is a messenger RNA of Leptidea sinapis, 1573 nucleotides long. RefSeq lists its product as uncharacterized. Bases 33 to 1268 code for a protein of 411 amino acids. NCBI's taxonomy places the organism in Eukaryota, Metazoa, Arthropoda, Insecta, Lepidoptera, Pieridae. The record is from RefSeq and is a predicted model, not a curated record. The transcript has 6 exons.